Molecule: messenger RNA, 3310 nt
Organism: Scaptodrosophila lebanonensis
Lineage: Eukaryota; Metazoa; Arthropoda; Insecta; Diptera; Drosophilidae
Gene: alt
Exons: 6
Coding region: 171-2993 (940 amino acids)
Cellular component (GO): endoplasmic reticulum membrane
Source: RefSeq, a predicted model, not a curated record
UCCCAACCCUGUGCUCUGCAAGUGUGUUUUCUUCAAGUGGAUAAAAUUAAUCUAAUAAAUGUUUAAAGUUGGCCAUUAGCUCAAUUGAAAAAAGUUAACCAACAACAAGAAGCAGAAGAAGAAGAACAGCAGUAGUAGCAGCAGCGACGGACUCGACAAAGUAUGCAAAUAUGGAUUUCCACAUACUGAUCGUCAUCGGUUGCGUCUUCUUGGCCUCUUUCGUAUCGUUUCUGUUCAUCAACAAGAUAUUUCGGCGCAAGACAUUCGAAGAGGUGGUGGCGGAAAAGCGUGCCCUCAAUGCCAAUCUGUAUGCGCAGAAUAAGUCUGGAAAUGCGACGGCACGAAAGCCCAAAAAGAAGGAGCUGAAGCGUGAGAAGAAACAGCGCCAGCGCGAACAGCAAAGGGAUGCCAACAACGAGGCCGAGGAAGACUACUCCGAUGGUCAGUCCGAGGAGCAGGCUUCUGUGGAGGAUGACGUCCAAGGUCCUGGCUUGUCUAAGCACCAUGUCGAAUUCGAACCCGAGCCCGAGGUGGUGAACUACAAUGAGGAGAAGGCACAGCCACAAUCGCAACGGCGUGCCAGCAAUGCGGAGAAGGAGAAUCAACAUGCUGCUGGCAACAAAAAGGGCAAGAAGGACAAACGCAAUGGCAACAAAGCAGCUGUGGGCAUAUUGGUGAACAAAAACGAACCUGUCGCCGUCAAACCAGUGGCUGAAGAGACGCCAACACUCAAUCACUUUGAGACGCGUGCCCCCAAGGAUAUUGUGGAGCUCAAAAAACACGAGCAGAAGGAACGCAAGGAGGACAACAACAACAAGCAGCAGGCCAAUAAGCGCGAAAAGAAUGGCAACGCUGGCGGAGGCAACAAGAAGGAGAAAACCACAGCAACCGCCGUAAUUAGCGCCGCCAUCGAGCAGCCCGUUGAGGUGCCGCACGUGCCCAAACAGGUCCUUAAACAGCAGCAGCAGCAGCAACAACAGCAGCAAAGUGGCUCUCCAAAGGCGCAGCACAACAAUGCCAACAAUAAAACCAAGAAAGAACAGCAGCAGCACGCCAAAAAGCAAAAGGAAACGCUUGCUGCCAAGGACCUCGUUCAGGCACUCGAUAAGUUGGCCGAACAUCAAACGAUUGGCGUCUCAGCGCUCAUGAAUGUGUUCUCACGCGCCGAAUUGAAUCGCUCCGAGAUCCAAAUACUCAUUGAUUAUUUGCUCAACAAGCAACAAGACAUGCCCGCUUCGCAUGCCGAAUGGUCCGAUGAUAUUUGCCAGAAACUUAAGCGCCAGCUCGAGGAGAAAGAGAAGCUAUUAGCCGAAGAACAGGAAGCCUCCAUCGGCAUACAGGCUAAGCUGCGUGAAUUGCGCACCGAAAUCAACACCGAACGCGCUCAAAUGCACAGCCGCUUGCAGGCGUUCCAGAACAAGGAACAGGAGCUGAACUCGCUCAACCAGGAGCUAGCCGCCACUAACGAGAAACUGACACUCGAGCGGCAACAGUUCCAGGCCAAGUUGCUGCGUGAGAAGCAAGCCAGUUCGCAGGAUCUGCUGCCACAGCUGCAGCACCUGCAGCAGGAGCUGGCACUCAAGGAGAAGGUCAUCGCGGAAAUGACGUCCUUCGUCAAUGCCGAGUCCCAGCAGAAGAACGAACAUCUGCAGAAUCAGGCCCAGCAGAUUCUGGCGCUCGAGCAGCAACGCGACGAACUCGAACAGCGUCUCAAUAACAGCAUCUUCGAGCUGGAGCAGCGCAAGCAGCUCGAAACGGAGAAUGCCGAACUCAAAGUCGAGCUCCGCAACCUUCACAAUGCCCUCGAAUCGGCUAAAGCCGAUUUGGCGCAAACACAGACAGCCGCGGGUGCGGCCCAAAGCGAGCUCUCCCACUCGCGUGCCGCACACUCUGAGCUGCAGGAUCUGCGUCAGCAAUUCAAUGCCCUCGAGGCUAGCAAUGCGGCUCUCAAGCAGCAGGUGAGUCAGAGCCAGGCCGACACAGCCGCCGUGCAACAGUCGGCGGCACAAACGGAACAGGCGCAGGCGCAAUGCGAGGCUCUGAGUGCGACACUCACGCAAAAGGAGCAACAGUUGGAUGCGUUGCAGGCGCAGGUCCGCACUCUCAACGAUGCCCAAACGGCUCAGCAGCAAAAGACCGAUAUACUGCAGUCUCAGUUGCAGGACGCCCAGACACGGGCCGAGCAACUGCAAGGCAAGGAGCGCCAACUCCAGCAGGAGUUGCAGGAGCAGCGCGAGAAGAAUAAUGAUCUUCGUAUGAAAAAUUGGAAGUUGAUUGAAGCGUUGCAAAAUGCCGAAGCAACAACAAAGCUCCUAGCUGCAACAACAACAACAACAGCAGCAACAGCAAAGGCGAAAACAAACACACAAAGCAUAGCCCAACAACAGACUCAACUGCAGCAACAGGAGAAGGCAUUUGCUGCUGCCAAUGGCGGCCUGAAUGCGUCCGCUCAUGGUGGCGUGAGCGCGGGCGCCGGCACAGCAAAGGCUGAACAGCAACGCAUUCGUGAGCUUUACGAGCGUCUGUAUCCGGAUGCUGUCAAGGCACUCGCCGCCACGGCCCUCAACGCCUCCUUCGACGACUGGCUGGAACAGGUACUGGCCACUCAGAUCAAGCAGGCGCAGAGCAAGGCCACCAAUGGCAGUAGUAAUAAGUCCACACAAUCAACAAAUAGCAGCAGUCCCAACAGCAGCAACGACAGCAGUAGCAAUAAUCAUCAUAGCACCCACAGCAACAGCAACAAUAUUAGCAAUAAUAGUAGUUUGAAUAGCAAUGCUUCCGCCGAGCAGGAGGAGCUGCGCACACAAAACCUACAGUUGCGUCAGCACAAUGAUGAGCUCACGCAACUGGUCACAAAAACGAGUAGCACGCUCUUGGAGCUGGAGAAGCGGGCACGCGAACAGGACGAGCACUGGCGGGGUCUGGUGAGCCAAAAGGAGCUACUCAUUGAAACGCUGCAGCAGCGUGCCUCAAAUGGUGAACAGGACAUUUAAUGUCGACGCUGUCUAAUAACAAUAUUUAAAAAAAACAACGAUAUUGACAAGAGGAACAGCUUUGCGGCAGCGACUUGUCUAACUUCCAGAACAACAACAACCAAUAACAGCAACAACCACACAACAGUAACAACAACAAUUCUAACAAUUUAUUAAGUUUAAAGUUUAAUAUUAUGAAGUGAAAUGAAAUCUGAAAAAUUGAAAAUACCACAACAGCCACAUUUAACAUUUUAAAUUAGUAAACCAGAUAGAAGGAUGAAAUGAGAGAAAUGCUUUAACAAAAAACUAUACAUAAAACUAAAAGAGUAAAAACAAAA